Prorocentrum cordatum is the source of this 1433-nucleotide messenger RNA. NCBI's taxonomy places the organism in Eukaryota, Dinophyceae, Prorocentrales, Prorocentraceae. The record is from the annotation of a GenBank genome assembly.
AGGUCGAAGAAGCAGACCGAAUUCGGCGAUUUCCAGGGGGGGCGGCCGCAUGCGGGGGGCUCUUCGCAGCAGGCCCCCUGGCGUUUCAACGAGACGCUGACGUUCACCUCCAGCGUCGCCGACGUGCUCGGGGCUGGGAUCCAGGUGUGGAUGCAGGCGCAAAGCGACGUCCGGCUGGGGCCGCUCCAGGUGAACAUGUCGCGCCCCCGCAGCGUCGGGAUGUGCAGCGUGGACUUCCAGAAGCGCGUGCUCCCCGCGUUCGCAGCAAAGGGCUCCGCCGGGUCGGACGCUGGUACCCCGAGCAGCUCGCAUCAGUGGGAGACGCCCGUCCUCAGCUUCCCACUCACGUACGUCGGCGGGGGGGACUCUGAUCUCUCUCUGGGGGCGGUGGUUGGCAGCAUCAACCUCUCGUUCGGCGUAGAUGCGGACCCGGCCGAGAUCCAGCGCGUCGCGGACGCCUCCACGAAGUCCCUGCUGCAUCGGGUGGCGGGCCCUAUCAAGGAGUGGGUGGAGAGCGCGGACCCCGCAAGGUGGGCAGAGGAGGCUGGCGUGACCGCAAGUUGCGACAUGAUCAGGGAGAAGUGCCGGCAGAUGGACGUCGGGGCCCUCGUGGACGCUUCUGGGUGCGACACGGUCAAGGAGAGGUGCCGGCAGGUCGGCACCGAGGCGCUCGCGGACGCUGCCCGCUGCGACGCGAUGAAGGACCGGUGCCGCCAGGCCCAGGCAGGCGCGCUCGCGGAGGCCGCGGGCUGCGACGUGGUGCGGGAGAGGUGCCGCCAGAUCGACGCCGCCGCGCUCGCGGAUGCGGGGUGCGAGCUCGCCGGGCACAGCCGCCCGCCCCACCGCAUCGAGAACGGCUCGCCGCAGCGGCGCGCCACUCCGCCAGCGGGCGGCCCCACCGCCCUCGGCGAGAAGGCGCGCCCACCGGCCCACCCGCUGGGCUCCGACGGGACGGCGGCGCCCGCACGCUCGCCGAGCGCCUCCUCGCUCUCGUCCGGGUCGUCCUCGGGCAGCUCCGCCGCGCCCUCGCCGGCGCGGCCAUCCGCGGUGGCCGGCGCCAGAAGGUCCGGAGGGGCGCCAGCCGUGCGCCGCUGGCACCGCCCCGCUAAGUACCCGUGAGCAUCUGGCAGCCGCCGCUCCCGUCGUCGCGCCCCCAGUUUACGUCUACGCAACGCCAUCGGCAACGCCCGCCGGCGUCCCCAGCAGCGCCAGCUUCGUCUCGGCAACGCCCGCGGGCGCCCGCAGCAGCGCAAUCCUCGCCACAGGAGGCGCGACUGCCGCCGCGGCUCGGCUCGCGAAUUCAUCGGGAGGGGGUGGCUGUAGUAUCACCAGCGCGGCGGCACCCUCUCCGCCGACCCGCUCGGCGUCGCAAGAGGUGGCUUGCCAGUCGGAGAGCAGGGCCUAGUGACGCGAUCGAGGCCGACCGCUCCAAC